Hydractinia symbiolongicarpus is the source of this 4492-nucleotide messenger RNA. RefSeq lists its product as uncharacterized. NCBI's taxonomy places the organism in Eukaryota, Metazoa, Cnidaria, Hydrozoa, Anthoathecata, Hydractiniidae. The record is from RefSeq and is a predicted model, not a curated record. The transcript has 6 exons. The coding region runs from base 142 to 2625 and encodes 827 amino acids. Gene Ontology annotation, molecular function: DNA binding. Gene Ontology annotation, biological process: DNA integration; DNA recombination.
CAAAUUACAUUUUUUAUCAAAAUUAUGUUUCGAAACUCCUCUUAAAGAUGCUCCACAAUGUGAUGUUACCGUGACAGGCUUCGAACCCUUCAAAGGUAUUAACAAUUCUUUGAAUUUGGUUGAAAUUGUCUUACUUUUCACAUGUUCUUUUUACACAAAUUACAUUUUUUAUCAAAAUUAUGUUUAGAAACUCCUCUUAAAGAUGCUCCACAAUGUGAUGUUACCGUGACAGGCGUCGAACCCUUCAAAGAAACUCUUCUUAAAGAUGCUCCACAAUGUGAUGUUACCGUGACAGGCGUCGAACCCUUCAAAGAAACACAUGGUUUUGACUUCAGGAGCGAAACUGUAAAAAAAUAUAAAUACAAACGGCAACAAUUUACCUGUCCAGUGUGUAAGAAGGCAGUAUAUAAUCUCCCGAGACAUCUUCAGGGAAAAGAUCACAAAUGGACGGCCGAGUCUGCCAAGGCGGUAGUCAGCCAUUUUUCUUUACGAAAAAAAAAGAUCAAGAAUACUGCUACUGAAAGUUCAUCGAAGCAGGACUAUCACACCCUUCGUAUAUGUCCGUUGGGACAGUGUGUCAAAGUCGUGAAAAGGUUAGACGACCACCUUUUAAAUUUUCACAAGAUGAAACGCGAUACAAAAUACUACAGUUUACUCAAAAAUGCAUCAAAGUUUUCGAAGCCAUUAAAAUCUGAUGUUGCUUUGGCUUCUCCCCGUAAACAAAUAUUGUCAAUCAAACAAAAAUUCAUGUUAAAAAGUAAUUUCGAAGAAUCAAAAACAGACCAGAAUCAGAUCGUUGAAAAAAAAGAAAAAACUUGUACGGUAACGAAUCCAUCACCUCAACAAUAUGCUACUGAUCAAGAUCCUUUAACUCCGUUGAAAAAUUACAAACCUGAAAAUACUGAUGCUUCCGCGGUAAAGAUAUACAGGAUGAUGCCUGAAGCAUGCAAGAGUGAAGUGGCUUCUACUAAUAGCGGAAGUGAUUCGGAGUAUUUACCGUCGAACGAUGAUGAAACGGAGCAAAUUGUUUUGCCAAAUGAUGAAGUUGAAUUUUUCUUUGAUCGCUUUCUUAGCUUUAUUUGCGGCCCAGACGGAGGCAUGAGGGAUAGAACGUCUUCUAUAAAUGUUGUAAACGAUGUCAGGAGAAUUUAUAAAAUUAUUGACGCGACAUCCGUAGCGGAUCUCUUAAAUAAAGAAAAAUUGAGGAAUAAAUAUUUAAUGGGAUAUUGUGUUAAGAAAAAACAUGCGCCUGAUUCUAUUAAAAAGUAUCUCUAUUCCCUAGAAGACUUUUGUAAUUUCGUGAUUGUAGAGGAUGUUGUUAUCCCAGGUAUAACAAUUGAGAAUAUUCAACAAAUGAAAGUUGUUUUCCGCUCCUGGCGAAAAAACUACAAUAAAGGCGCGAGAGACCGUUAUUGGGAGCGUCAAGAGACAGAUUUUUUAAUGAUAGUGACACCGCAACAAGUUCAAACAUAUCUUAAGAGCAAGAACGCGCAACUGGCAAAGGAGAUAUUUACUAAGUUAACUCAGAAUGCAAAUAUGGUGCUUUCAAAUACAGAGUAUUGUGCGAUUCGUGACCAUUUACUCGCUCUAAUUCAUUUUAGUAAUGGACAUAGAUCCGGUGUAACAGCAAAUUUGACAAUCUCUGAGUUCGAACGAGCGGUGGAAAUCGAUUCAACGUACUUAAUAAAAGUUCGCAAACAUAAAACGUUUACAUUUUCUGGUCCCGCUAUCAUAUCUUUGGAUCAAGAACAGUACGCUUAUCUUAAACUCUUUGUUACAAAUCGCAAAGCUAAUUUAUCGUUAGAGUUCGAUAAUGUCUUCGUUUCCUGCUCGGGAAAACAAAUGGCAUCAGGUUCAAUAAGUAAGCAAAUCAAUAGUCUGUGGGUUAAGUCCGGGAUCCUUGAUCCAGCGAAACAACCAAAAAAUCUAUGUUGUAAUGUCAUCAGAAAAAGCACAAGCACGGGUUUAAGAGAUGCAAGCUCUGGACAUUACCAAGAAGCUGCGGAUCUGAUGGAUCAUAGCCUUAAAACGGCCGAAAAACAUUACUUCCUUCGCGAGAAACAACAAGCCGCAGUUACUGCGGGACGUGUUAUAAGGCAACAUUUCUUGGAAGACGAACCCACGAAAUCAAUUUUAUCUACUCCUCCACGAAAAAUGGCGGAAAUAAAUGAGCAUGCAUCGCCACGAAAUCAAUGGAGAAUAGAGGAGGUACAAACAAUACAGGAAAUGUUUAAAGAAGAAAUUAAAAACAGGGAUAUAUCGAUGCUUAACGUAAGAGAUAAAAGACCUAUGCUGAAUGUACCUGUUGAUAUCUCUAUCAAGCAAAUCUAUGAUAAAGUCCGUAGCUUAAUGCGAUAUACUCCUGUUAAGCGACCUUUAAUUACUGAAACUGUAAGUACGGCAAGUAGUGUGCCACAGCAAAAAUCUUUAUUCAGAGGCAAGAGAAGAAGUUUAUUUUGCGAUAAAGAUGUUCAACUGCUACGUCAAAAGUGCUCGGAUAUUAUUGCUAAUGGUCCUUUAACGAAACAAGCUGUCACUAAGGCGUUGGAAGGGGAGGAUAUACUAAACAAAUUUACUUUUGUACAAAUUCGUACUCGUUUGGACUACGAAAGAAAACAACUAUGAAUACAUUUGUUCCAUGAACUUAUGCCAGUCAUUAAAACGAAUAACUCUUCGUUAAAAUUAUUAAACAUGUUAAUGUUCUGCUUUUGUUUCUUUACUAAUUGUUCUUAAAAUUGAUGUUGCAUGUUAUCCCAGAGGCAGCACUGCUAUCACGCACGAUACUGUACUUUCCUAAUUUUGACGACGAUUAUAAUACUGAGUUAAUUUUUGACAACUAGUUUUAAUUAAUGAAACUAAGUUUGGCUAAGCUGACAUUUUCUUUAAAUACAACCUUGAUUAGACAAAAUGUGUUUUCUUGCUAAUUUCAUUUUGUGUAUAUAACGCUUGAUGCACUGCUUUCUAAAGUUUAUAUUUUGUUUAUGAGCUGUAAAGGCAUUGGUCAUCUCUACUACAUCCUAUGCAUGAUUCUGUUUUAGCAAACUUGAAUCUUCUUGUUAUUACACCCUCUACUUUCGUAAUUUGUAUAAGCACGUGUUUUACGAACUCGUUUAAAAGUUAGAAUUCAAUUUAAAGUUUUUAGAAGAUGCUUCAUAGCAUUAUUAUUGUACUUUUUACCACACGUUUUUAAAGAAAAAAUUAGCUUUAAUGUAGACUGAAAUAUCUCUUGUUUGUAUAUAGUGAAAAAUGUUGUGUAUAAUGUGUCUACACGAAAUUGCCCCGGUUAAAUUAAGAGAUAUGGAUCCGGGACACGUAAACUACUACCUACACUUUAUUGGACUUGUCUACUACUUUUCCGUCAUGCAUACCUGAACUAUUAAACUAUUUAUUAAAGUAAUGGCUGCUGAAAAUAUCGACAUUGCUGUUGCUGAAAGUAUCAUAGGUGAAGUCAUUGGUCAAGAAGCCUUUUCUUCGACGAAUAAAAUUUUAGCUAAAAGUAUUUGUAUAUGAUAUUAGUAAAUUGGUUUGGCCUUGUUCGUUUCGGUUGAUUUUCUUAACAGUAUCGAAAAUUUAAAAAGUCUGGCGCACACCAUAGGCAAACUGGCGGUCUCUUAGGCCGUCGCUUGAGCUGUUGUGAAAAAAACUUACACGUCCGCAAAUAACCGAAACGAAAAAGUUGCACCACAAGUUAAAAUAUAAAAAUCGCAUAUAAAACAAUUGCAUGAUAACAAAACUUACGCUAAUUUAAUAAUCGCUAGCCAUGCCCUUGUGGUAUGCGGACAGCCGCCUCAGGUAACAAGCCGCCGCCUAAGAGACUGCUUAUAAACCCGAGGUAAUUUUACGAAGACUGUCCAAGUCUGCUACGGAAGGUGUAGUGGCAUUUGCUAUUAACUCUUUCUCUCUCUCUCCUGUUACUAUAAGAAGACUUCUGAUAGCAAAUUCGCUUUGGUUUAAUGUUAAAAAACGCAAGUCAAAUAUAUAUCAGUCUUUCCUAACUUGCAAAUAAAAACUCACAGCAGAAUAUAAUACUCUCAACCUCAAAAUAAAAUACUCUUGUCGCGUAUGUAGGGCUUAGAUUUUGUCACUUGUAACAAGCAACCAAAUUUAAAAUUAUUGAAUCCGUUACAUGAAAUUAGUUUGAGGCAUACAAUCCAUGUACUCUUUGCUUUUGUGUCAUCAAUACGUUUUAUAUGUACUUUGUGUAGGCAAUUUGGUUAUGCAACAUCUGCAUCCGAUCUAUCAAUCCUGCUACAAUAAACUAGUAUAACUGAUACAAAACUGUGAGCCCUGCUACAAGAAACUAUUCUUGUAAUACAAACUAGUCGGCUAAUAUAAUGUUAUCCCGCCCCGUUUAAAACCGUCAAUCCUAUGUCGAAAAGUCAGUUUCAGUAGUAGUGACUAAUGGACUAAUACAAUCCUACUAUUUUUUUUAUCAUUUUAUCUCGUAUUUACUUGUCGUAAACGAUUUUGGUCAAACAUAUAACAAUCCCGC